Molecule: messenger RNA, 867 nt
Organism: Aureococcus anophagefferens
Lineage: Eukaryota; Pelagophyceae; Pelagomonadales; Pelagomonadaceae
Exons: 1
Coding region: 1-867 (288 amino acids)
Source: RefSeq, a predicted model, not a curated record
AUGGCGGACUUUUUCGCGGCGAAGCACAAGAUCCAGGAGGAGGAGGACGACGGCGUCAAGCUCGUCGGCGGCGGCGGCCACGGCGAGGCCAAGGACGACGACCCGCUCCUCGCGAGCGACAGCGCCCUCCCGGCGCUCGACAGCGCCCUCGUGAGCAAGAUGAACGUCCAGGAGGACGCCCUGGCCCCCUCGGGCACGGGGCGCAGCGAGCUCAGCGCCCUCGACACGACGACGACGGCGAGCUCGGCGACGUCCUUCUCCACGGUCGGCGACGGCGUGAAGCGCGGCCCGUCGACGACGGUCGACAUGCCCGCGAUGCUCCACCGCCUCAACAACGGCAUCCCCGUGCUCAAGCACGGCUCCGACGGCCGCGUCCGCGAGCGCACGCUCUACCUCGCCGCCGACGGCGGCUCCGUGGGCUGGCGCGAGGGCCGCAAGCCCGACCACUUCGUGCCCGUGCGCGACAUCGUCGAGGUCCGCGCGGCGACGGAGCUCGACCCGCAGUCCAUGGAGGGCGACGAGGGUCUGCCGGACGACAAGUGGGGCGACAAGCGCACGAAGAAGCGCGCGCCGCCGAAGAAGGCGCUCCGGGGCGUCGCGGGCACGCCGACGCUGCGGAAGACGUGCAAGCACGACCUCGCGCGCGUGAAGAAGGCCUUCUCCUUCAUUCUCGACCACCGCACGCUCGACUUCGAGUGCCGCUCCGAGACGGAGGCGAAGAUGCUCGUCGCGGCGCUCAAGGUCCUCGUCACCUGCCCCAAGCACCCGGGCGCGGUCUCGGUCAACUGCACGAAGAUCGCCGCGGGCGAGGUCCAGACCUUCGUCCUCUCCGACGGCGGCCACCAGCCCGCGGCGCCCAUCGCCUGA